Molecule: messenger RNA, 1026 nt
Organism: Mesorhabditis spiculigera
Lineage: Eukaryota; Metazoa; Nematoda; Chromadorea; Rhabditida; Rhabditidae
Source: the annotation of a GenBank genome assembly
AUGAACAACACGACCUCACAGCCAGGGCCGGCAUGUAUCGUCAACGGGAUGAUCACCGACGUGACAGUCGACCAAUUCCUGAAUGCGGCCGACGUCAUCAUGUUGCUUUCGUCAAUUGUAUCAUCCUUCUUGCAAGUGUACGUCAUCCGUUCUGCCCUCUCUCAUUUGAGAAGAAGAGCCAGCGAUGAGUGUCUUCAUCUAUUUCUGCUUUCCAUGACCGCUGGGGACUUGAUUUUGACAGCAUUCUGCUACCCGCUGGAGAUUAUCCAACAUUUCAUCGGCUACGCCCCCACCUGGGUGAAUAUGAUGAUGCAUUUCCUGACGUGGGCCUCCCUCUCCACGUCGUCCAUUUCCCUUAUUCUACUGAAUCUAGAUAAAUUACUGUAUUUCAAGUAUCCACUCAGUUACUCGGCAGUUGUCUCAAAAUCCAAGGGCAUCGGCAUUGUGGUGGCCACCUGGGUGGCGUGCUUUUCGUUUGUGUUAGCCGCCUGGCUGACCGGAUCCUUUAACUGCGGUCCGGAUAACUGUCUAACGCUGAAGCUGUUCCACGGAAAUACUGGCAUGUACAUUGGUUUUACCAUUGGAGUCUGUAUCCUGCCCACCCUCACUUCUCUGGGAGUCGCGUUGUACAUUCUGAAGAUCGUCUCCAUGCAUAAGAAGCAAUUGUCGGAAGAGCAAACGCUGUGCGGAAACAACAACGGCGGCCCACACACGCAUCAAACAUUCGCCUCUCGCCUCCGAACAUUCUAUUUCAUCUUUAUGACCACGAUUUUUACGGCCUGCACAUUACUACCGUAUCGAGUUAUAAACAUGAAGCGCCUAAUCUCCCCGGCCACCGGCCAAAGCCAAUGCGUUACGCUACUAUUUUUGUGGAUUAUGUGGUACCUCGUGCAGCUUAAUGCGGUGGUGAACCCGGUGCUGACCGUAACCGUCCUCCCACAGUACCGGGCCCGAAUCUGCCGGAAACUAUUCGGGCUCUCUGAUGGAUCGGAAGCACAUACAAAAGCUGUCACCGCGACGCAUCUA